Molecule: messenger RNA, 681 nt
Organism: Letharia columbiana
Lineage: Eukaryota; Fungi; Ascomycota; Lecanoromycetes; Lecanorales; Parmeliaceae
Exons: 2
Coding region: 1-681 (226 amino acids)
Biological process (GO): protein transport; endosome transport via multivesicular body sorting pathway; late endosome to vacuole transport
Cellular component (GO): multivesicular body; ESCRT III complex
Source: RefSeq, a predicted model, not a curated record
AUGGAAUCAAUCAAAGCUGUCUUCUUCAAGCCCGACCCAGCAGCGCAGAUGCGGAAGUGUAACGGCCUCAUACGAGCCAACACCCGUAAAUUGGAUCGUGACAUACUUCAGCUCAAGCAGCUAGACCAGAAGACCCGCCAAUACAUCCUCCAAGCCUCGAAACGAGGCCAGAGAAACCCCUCCCAAGCCAAACAGGCAGCCCUGGAGACCCGCACAUUUGCGAAAGAGAUGAUUAGGAUACGGAAGCAGAGCAAUCGGCUUGCUACGAGUAAGGCGCAGCUACAGAGUGUGCAUAUGCAAGUGAAUGAGGCGUUCUCGGUCCGCAAGAUUGAGGGAAGCAUUAAGGCUUCUACGGGGAUAAUGAAAGAUGUGAAUUCUUUGGUGCGACUACCAGAGCUUACAGGAACGAUGAGGGAGCUGUCGCAGGAGCUGAUGAAGGCGGGGAUCAUUGAGGAGAUGGUGGGGGAUAGUCUCCCGGAUGAUGACCUGCUGGAGGGUGAAGAUGAGGAAGCGGAGGCUGAGGUGGAUAAGGUGCUUGGGGAGAUACUACAGGGUAAAAUGGGCGCGGCUAAGGUGGACCAGAAGCCUGUGGAAGAGGAGCCAGCCGAAGAAGAAGACUUGGAAGACCAGGAGGCUACGCUGGAGCAGAUGCGGGGGAGGUUGGAGGCCUUGAAGAGCUGA